Molecule: messenger RNA, 1305 nt
Organism: Aethina tumida (small hive beetle)
Lineage: Eukaryota; Metazoa; Arthropoda; Insecta; Coleoptera; Nitidulidae
Product: short stature homeobox protein
Exons: 5
Coding region: 1-1182 (393 amino acids)
Biological process (GO): regulation of transcription by RNA polymerase II
Cellular component (GO): nucleus
Molecular function (GO): DNA-binding transcription factor activity, RNA polymerase II-specific; sequence-specific double-stranded DNA binding
Source: RefSeq, a predicted model, not a curated record
AUGGAGAAAUUAACACAAUUUGUGUCUAAAUCGUUUAAAAACAAUAACAAUAAUACAAUGAGUGAUCAGUGCUUGAAUUUAACUUUCGAUGUUAAAACAUCGUCCUCGCCAAUUAAAUUAGAAAAGGAAUUCGAUGAAUCGAAAAAGCCUAAAAACUGGCUCAUUUCCGAUUUACAAAAAAAAAGUCAAUCUCCCACCAUUGGCAUCGACCUAAGAUUAAACGCAAACCAACCGGUGUCGUUAAUUAAUGAGUCCGAAAAUAUUGAAAAUAACGAAAAUAGUGAAGUGUCCCCUGACGGUAAUGCUGAUGCAAUAAAAUGGAUUAAAAACAAUUCUGAAGUGAAACAUUCGCCGAAAAGUAGUUACUGUUCCAUCUCCUCGUCGAUUGAACUUGAAGAUUCUAAAUCAUGUCCCGAAACGGUAUUUAGUGACAAAAAAGACAACAAUGAGGAUAAUAGAUGCGAACAAAAAAUAUGUAAGUCAAUUAUUACAAUUAUACUUACGGAAAAAGAUGAAUUGGAUAAUAACCUCAUCAAGAGCAGGUGUACAUCGACAAUAGGCAGUUCAAUUAAAUCAUCAACGAAACAGAGACGAUCGCGCACAAACUUUACGUUGGAGCAACUUAACGAAUUAGAAAGAUUAUUUGACGAAACACAUUAUCCAGAUGCCUUUAUGAGAGAAGAACUUAGUCAACGUCUAGGUUUAAGUGAAGCAAGAGUUCAGGUCUGGUUUCAAAAUAGAAGAGCGAAAUGUCGAAAACAUGAGAGUCAAAUGCAGAAAGGCAUUAUGAUGAAUAAUCACAGUCCACCAACGAGCACUCCGCUGGAACCAUGCAGGAUAGUCCCGUAUAUGAACGUGCCAGCUCUACGUGGUUUAACGUUAACACCCAACGCUGUAACAUUAUCAAAUUACGAAAGACUGUCGACAGCAUCAUUAUCUCAACAAGGGACAGCAUUUUCAACAAUAAAUUCAGCCUUUAUAUCAGCUGCUCAUCAGUACGCAGCAGCAGUGGCAGUGAGUGGAAAUCCAGCUGCGAAUAUAUUGUGUCACCCCCAAUACCCACUAGAGUUCGCCGCUUUAUCCGUCGCUCACAAAAACUCGAGUAUCGCAGAUUUAAGACUAAAGGCAAAGAAACAUGCUGAAGCAUUAGGUUUGUCGCCACGAGAAAAGCAACAUAAUUAAAUAUGUGCUAAUCAUUAUGUACAGCUCCCUAAUUUUAAGCUUUGUACUUAUAAGUUAUGACACACGUCCGUAACUUUUUUAAACAUUGAAAUUAAAGUUAGUAUCUAUGUGAUUUAACAAGUA